AUGUCCAGCGCGCAGGAGAAGGAACCAUCCUCCACCACGGCACUCCACGAAUUACCACCGAAUGAUGAGGGUCGCCCCGCGGUCUUUUCCUCCACCGUUCAGGAGAUCCUCUUUGUCGCCGUGGCCACCAUGGCCAUUGCCAUGUCCUCGCUCCUGACCGGCAGUGUCACCGUCCUCACCUCACAAGUACAGACGGAUCUGGGCAUGACCACCGCUGAACUCACCUGGCUAGCCGGUUCCUCCUCGCUCGCCUGUGGCUCCUUUCUCCUCUGCUUCGGCCGCCUGGCAGAUCUGUUUGGCCGCAAGACACUCUUUCUCGGCAGUCUCGUCUUCUAUGCUGUCUUCGCUCUGGGUGCCGGAUUCUCCCAGAAGCCCCUACAGCUGGACGUGCUGAACGGCGUGAUGGGUCUGAUGUCAGCUGCCUCGAUCCCGCCAGCGCAGGGGAUGCUGGCCAGCCUCUACCCGCGCCCGUCCAAGCGCAAGAAUCGGGUGUUUGCCUGUUUCAGCGCCGGCAAUCCUCUGGGUUUCGUGUUUGGCACCAUAUUCUCGGGUAUUGCAACCCAGCUGUUUAACUGGCGAGCGAGCUUCUUCUUGUUAGCGAUCAUUUACGUCGUGGUUGUGGCAGUCGCACUUUGGGUGGUGCCGACGGACCAUGGAGCCAAAGAGCCUAUGUCCCUCCUCGCUCUGAAAAAAUUCGACGUUGUCGGGACCAUUCUGACCAUCGCUGGGAUUGGCAUGUUUUCGGGCGCCUUGAGUCUUGGCUCGGAUGCCCCUUCUGGGUGGAAGACGCCAUACGUCCUCGUGCUACUCAUCCUGGGCGCGCUGUUCAUAAUUGGCUUCGUCUUCUGGGAGCGGUGGUAUGAGUACCCCCUGGUGCCCAUGUUCAUCUGGCGCGACCGGGACUUCUCCUUGGUCAUCACGAUUCUGCUGCUGGGCUUUCUCGCCUUUCCCAUCAUGACCUUCUGGAUCUCGCUGUUUCUGCAGGAACUCCGGCACUACUCCGCCCUCAUGGUGGCCGUGCACCUGCUCCCCAUGGCGAUUGGCGGCAUCCUGGUCAACAUUGUGGCGGGGCUCAUCAUGCAUCGGGUAUCAAACACGUUGCUCAUGACGGUCGGGGCCACGGCGUACACGGGGGCCUUCCUGCUCAUGGGGCUCCAGCAUUCGAGCAGCAGCUACUGGGCAUUCAUCUUCCCCGGGUUACUGCUGGCGGUGAUAGGGGCGGAUUUUCAGUUCUGCGUCGCAAACAUGUAUGUGAUGAGCGCAUUGCCAGCCGACCAGCAGAGUAUUGCUGGUGGCAUCUUGCAGACGGUGACCAAGCUGUGCGUGACGAUCGGGAUGGGCAUCAGCACGGCCAUCUUCGAUGCCGUCGAGGCGGGCGGGCCCACCAGCCAUGGGUACUUUGCCGGGGAUGCAAUCGCCCCGUACAGCGCCACCUUGCUCUACUGUGCUGGAAUAUCGGCCGUCGGCAUUCCCUUGUGUGCCUUUCUGCGUAUCGGAAGACAGGGACAUGGCGGGGAUGACAAGGCGCGGGCGGCGGUGGGGAAGCGAAGCAGUUGGUGUGGGCGACGCAGGACCAAGCAGGAAGCGAUCGAGGAUGAACAUAUGGGCUCGACAGUAUAGUCAAAAAAUGGGAGGUACCUCAUGUGUCUUGUAUAUUGUGUAAGUCGAGAAUUGAGAUCAAUGGGCCACAUAACUGUUGUAAACAUCCUACUAGGAUUUCCGAUAGGUACCAACCAUCCCCGAGGAUGUGCUGCAGGAGGGCAAUGACGUCACAGACGAAGGCGAGCCUUGUCCUAA
Messenger RNA from Aspergillus vadensis CBS 113365, 1797 nucleotides. RefSeq lists its product as uncharacterized. The transcript is spliced from 3 exons. Gene Ontology annotation, cellular component: membrane. Gene Ontology annotation, molecular function: transmembrane transporter activity. NCBI's taxonomy places the organism in Eukaryota, Fungi, Ascomycota, Eurotiomycetes, Eurotiales, Aspergillaceae. The record is from RefSeq and is a predicted model, not a curated record. Bases 1 to 1620 code for a protein of 539 amino acids. Gene Ontology annotation, biological process: transmembrane transport.